Diatraea saccharalis (sugarcane borer) is the source of this 3663-nucleotide messenger RNA. The record is from the annotation of a GenBank genome assembly. Lineage: Eukaryota; Metazoa; Arthropoda; Insecta; Lepidoptera; Crambidae.
AUGUCUAACAUACCACCAACUCCGUACAACAAUAUUCCAGUAACAUCACAAAUGAAUCCUAAUAGUGCCCCCACGAUGUCUACGCAAAAUCAACAUUACGGCCACGUGCCACCAAGCCAGCUGCCUCCUGGAUAUUCAAGUCUGAAACAAGAUAGAAAUUCAAACAGUCCUGCACAUUUACCAAUGUCGACACCUCAAAGUGGCGUUCUUCAUAAUAUGAAUAACUAUAAUCAGAGUGCAAGCAAUUCUCCAGCUUUCAAUCAGUCAGUAGUGAUGCCUCAAACAUUAGGAUUGCAAUCAUCUCCUAUGAGGCCACCAGUAAAACCUGCUACCACUGGGCAAAACUUUAAUCCGUUACCAACAUUUCCAUCAAACGGUCCUGUGACAACUUCCAAUGCCAAUCUUAACUAUAGUCAGCAACAGAAACAAAUUAAUGAAAAUGCACCACCUCUUAUUCCUUCUAGUCAGUAUCAACCUCUUAUAAAUGGUCCUCCGGGCCCACCUCAGCCACUAAUGCCUCCAACAUCAAGUCAGUAUCCAGUGUCAUCUAGUGCUUUUAGUCAAUCUUCUAUUGGAGUGAGACCACCAAAUGCAAAUGCAACUUUUGCUGGAACUUUAAGUGGUCCUUUUCACCAAGUGUCACAAGCUCCUAUUAAUGUGAGUGCUGCAUCACAACCAGGACUGAUAACUAGCCAGCCUAAUAUACCCUUCUCUGGAGCAUCUAGAAAUAGUCCAAUGAUUCAUGGGCCAAUAACUAGUGGUCCUGUUUUUAAUGGACCACCAUUAGGACCUUCAAUACCUAGUGGACUUCCCCAAGAACUUUCAAGACCUAUUGGUAUCAAUGGUCCCAACAAUAAUUUGGUUGGGCCUCCACCAAUAUCUGGUCCUCAUUCUGUAUCAGGGCCUUCAUCGAUGUCUGGGCCUAACUCGGUAUCAGGACAUCCACCAAUGUCUGGACCUCCAACAAGUGGAAUAAUGCCUCCAAGAUCUGCAGUUCCAAAAAGUGGCCCACCUAUGAUUCCCCCUACUAGCAAUGCAUUAAUGCAGAACCAGACAUAUCCUGGCCCACCACGUAAUGGCUCUGGGCCUGGGCAAUCACUUCCUGUUGCUUCAAACAAUUUAGGGGGACCCCAAAGCCUACCUGUUGGAUUUCAAGGUCCUCCAAUAAACCAGCCAGGGAUCAUGACGGCACCUCAAGGGCCACCCAGUGGUCCUUUAAGUGGUCUACCAAAAAGUAACAUGCAGAAUAGAUAUCCACAAAUGCCUCAAGGAAACUUUGUGAAUAACCAACAACCAUUGACACAACAACCAAUGAUGAAUAAACAGUAUCCACAGCAACACAGUGCCCAAGCCCUGACUCAGCAAAUGGGCCAAUUGAGUGUCACUAAACAAGGCUUUGAUCAACUAUGGGGCCACCAAAUGGUAGACUUGAUGCAAUGUCGGCACAUACUGCCUGAGUAUCCUGAGGAUCCACCGGAAAUAAAAUUGGGUCAUCAGUUUGCUGACGCACCAAAUUGUAGCCCUGAGAUCUUCAGAUGUACUAUAAAUCGUAUACCGGAGACUAACAGUUUGCUGCAAAAGUCGAGGCUACCACUCGGAAUACUCAUACAUCCGUUUAAGGACUUAAAUCAUCUACCUGUAAUCCAGUGUACGACAAUAGUGCGGUGUCGGGCGUGCCGCACCUACAUAAAUCCGUUCGUGUAUUUCGUCGACUCAAAGCGAUGGAAAUGUAACCUCUGCUACAGGGUUAACGACCUACCCGAAGAGUUUCAAUACGACCCGGUGUCUAAGUCGUACGGUGAUCCGUCUCGCCGGCCGGAGAUAAAGUCGGCCACUAUAGAGUUCAUCGCCCCCGGCGAGUACAUGUUGCGGCCGCCUCAGCCCGCGGUCUAUCUGUUCCUGUUCGACGUGUCGCAGAUCGCACGCGAAUCUGGAUACUUGCAGGUGGUAUGCGAUACUUUGAAGAACUCGUUGGAUCAGUUGCCGGGCGAUGCGCGCACGCAGAUCGGGUUCAUCUGCUACGACGCGCACGUGCACUACUACCUGAUGAGCGACGGCCUCACCAGGCCCAAGGAAAUGACCGUUAUCGAUAUUGACGACGUGUUCCUCCCGUCCCCGGAGUCGCUGCUGGUGAACCUGGGCGAGAGGCGCGAGCUGGUGCGCGAGCUGCUGGGCGCGCUGCCCGUACGCUACGCCGCGCCGCCCGCGCCCGCCGCCUCCGCCUCGGCGCUGGGCGCAGCGCUGCAGGCCGCCUACAAGCUCAUGGCACCUACUGGUGGGAGAAUAACCGUCUUCCAAACUUGCUUACCUAACGUCGGACCUGGGGCUUUGCAGCCAAGGGAAGAUCCGAACGCUCGUUCAUCUAAGGACGUGGCCCACUUGAAUCCGGCGACAGAUUUCUACAAGCGUAUAGCGCUAGAGUGUAGCGGCGCGCAGGUCGCUGUCGAUCUGUUCCUGCUCAACUCACAGUACUGCGAUCUCGCCACGCUCAGUGGCAUGAGCAAGUUCAGUGCGGGCAGCGUGUAUCACAUACCGCUGUUCAAGGCGGCCAGGACGCAUCAAGCGGCGCAGUUACAGCGGAUGCUGAACAGAUAUCUCACCAGGAAGAUAGGCUUCGAGGCCGUUAUGAGGGUGCGGUGUACCAGGGGUAUAACAAUUCACACGUUCCACGGUAACUUCUUCGUCCGGUCGACGGACUUGCUGUCGUUACCUAACGUGUCGCCGGACGCAGGGUUCGGUAUGCAGCUAACCAUUGAGGAGUCUCUAUCUGAUCUGCAGCAGGUUUGCUUCCAGGCUGCGUUACUAUAUACGAGCAGUAAAGGCGAAAGGCGGAUCCGCGUGCACACACUAGCGUUGCCGAUAGCCAACACGCUCACAGACGUGUUACACGCCGCGGACCAACAGUGUAUAGUCGGGUUACUAGCCAAGAUGGCGGUGGACCGUUGCGUGUCCGCGUCCAUGUCGGAGGCGCGCGAGGCUCUCACUAACGUGGCGGUGGAUGUACUGUCGGCGCACAGACUUGCACAGAACUUACCUGCGGGCGCCAGUACUAGCUCGCUGCACGCGCCCUACGCACUCAGGCUACUGCCUUUGUAUCUACUCGCGCUGCUCAAGAGGAGGGCGUUCCGGACGGGCACGUCGACGCGUCUAGACGACCGCGUGGCGGAUAUGUGCGACAUGAAGACGUGGCCGCUGUGCCACCUGAUGCGCGCAGUGUACCCCGACCUUUACCCCAUACACGAGUUGCACCUGCACAUCAGGACAGAGGACGAGCCGUACCCUGAUCCGCCGCGGCUGCAACUAUCCGCCGAGAGGAUAAGUAGCAGCGGCGCGUACCUGCUGGACGAGGGCGACACGAUGCUGAUAUACAUAUGCGGCGGCGUGAGCGCGGCGUACCUGUCGGACACGUGGGGCGCGUGCGCGCACAGCCAGGUGGCGGACGAGGCGCGCGCGGUGCCGCGGCUGCCCACCGCCGGCAGCACCAUGCUGCACGCGCUGCUCGACCGGCUCAACGACGACCGCCCGCACGCCGCCAACGUGCUAGUCAUCAAAGACAACUCGCCGUUGCGCACCUUAUUCACGGAACGUCUCGUCGAAGACAGAGUAGAGUCUGCGUUCGCCUACUACGAGUUCUUACAGCACGUCAAGAGUCAAGUGAAAUGA